Molecule: messenger RNA, 2286 nt
Organism: Phalaenopsis equestris
Lineage: Eukaryota; Viridiplantae; Streptophyta; Magnoliopsida; Asparagales; Orchidaceae
Product: U-box domain-containing protein 1-like
Exons: 1
Coding region: 219-2261 (680 amino acids)
Biological process (GO): protein ubiquitination
Cellular component (GO): nucleus; cytoplasm
Molecular function (GO): protein binding; ubiquitin-protein transferase activity
Source: RefSeq, a predicted model, not a curated record
ACACGAAUAUUUCCCCCAUUACCAGACUGGCCGAGGUUUCCCUUCCUCCAUAUGGCACCUCCUCGUCUUCCCGCCAUUGUCGUCCCCCUCACUACCUCCAAACACUAAACUUUCAACCCCCAAAUUCUUAAUUCCCUCCUCGUUACACCCAAUCCAAACCAAACCUAACUAUCCAUCUCCAUUCCCCUCUCUCCACCUUUCUCCCUGCUCCAUUCACCAUGAACCCACUGCUUCACCCACCUCCACCGGAACCCACCGCCGGAGUUCCCCUCUCCGGCCUCCUCCCACCAGACUCACUAAUUGAAUCUCUUCUCCAGUCCUCCGCCGAUCUCACCGCCUUCGACUCCCUCCCUCUCCUCCAAACCCGCAACACCACCGCUGCCGUUGCGCGCGCCAGGCUCAUCUCCUCCUUCCUCGAAGACCUCCAUGACUCCACCAGACGCAGCAGCGGCAGAUCUCUCCCUCCCUCUUCCAUUCUCUGCCUCACCGAGCUGUACUCAGUCAUCCGCCGGACAAAAUCCCUCCUCAACGAUCUCUCCUCAGGAAGCGCGUUAUGGACUCUGCUCAAUGCAGAAUCCUUCGCAAAACGCUUCCUUUCCUCCACCAACGAGCUCAUGGCGGCGCUCGAUAUCCUCCCUCUCAGUCUCCUCCCCAUCUCCCAGGACAUCCGCGAACAGAUCGAGCUUCUCCACCGUCAGACCAAACGCGCCGCCACCGCAGGCGGCGGGGCGUUUGUUGACAGCCGGGAAACCCAUCUCCGCGAGGAGCUUCUCUGCAUCAUGGCGAAAGAGAAGGGAUUUCUCGAUUUCAACAAGGUGGAAGAAAUCAUGAGCAGACUUGGAUUACGAACAGCCGCAGCUUACCAGGAGGAAAUCAAACGGCUUGAAUCCGAAAUCCUCAAGCAAGCAGGGACUGGUGGUCUCAUGGCUGUUUCCAACAUAAAUAAUCUCAUAUCCUUCGUCUCCUAUUGUAAAAACAUCAUCUUUCGUUGCAGCCAGACAGACCCCAUUCCCAAAGUCCUCAGCCGAUCGUCUUCCUGGUCUGUAGCGACAUCGCAGCCUAUCGUCAACACUAUCCCCGACGAGUUCCGGUGCCCUAUUACUCUUGAUUUAAUGAAGGAUCCGGUGGUUUUGGCCUCCGGCCAUACUUACGAUCGGAGCUCCAUUUCCCGGUGGUUGAAAUCCGGCCAUCAAACCUGUCCGAAGAGCGGACAGAAACUGAGUCAUAUGGCAUUAAUCCCAAACUACAAUCUCAAGAGUCUCGUCGAGCAAUGGUGCACAGAGCACAAUUUUUCCCCCACUCCGUCGCAUCGACCUCCCAAUACAGCGGUCGUCACUACCGAUCAUAUCUCAGAAACCCGCGCGGCCAUCGAGGCGGUGAGAAUGACGGCGGAGUUUCUAGUCGGAAAACUAGCGAUGGGCUCGCCGGAAACACAGAGACAAGCGGCAUACGAACUCCGGCUGCUCGCCAAAUCCGGCAUGGAUAAUCGCCGCAUAAUAGCAGAAGCCGGCGCAAUCCCUUUCCUCGUCACUCUCCUCGGUUCCCGCGAUCCCCGCACGCAGGAGAACGCGGUGACCGCUCUGUUAAACCUCUCCAUCUUCGAGAACAACAAAACCCUAAUAAUGGCCGCCGGAGCGAUUGAAUCGAUCGUAAAGGUGCUGCGGGAUGGGGAAAUGAUGGAGGCUAGGGAAAACGCGGCGGCGACCAUUUUCAGCUUGUCGAUAUUGAACGAAUGUAAGGUGCAGAUCGGGAAGAGAGUGGAAGCAGUGGUGGGGUUGGUGGAGCUGUUGAAGCAGGGCACGCCGGCUGGGAAGAGAGACGCGGCGACAGCUCUGUUGAAUUUGGCUGUUUAUGAUCCGAACAAGGCGGCGGUGGUGGCGGCGGGGGCGGGGCCGGGGCUCGAGCUAUUGAUGGAUGAGAAAGCGGGGAUAACGGACGAGGCGCUGGCGGUUCUCGCGGUGCUUUGCGAUUGCAGGGAGGGGAUGAGGGUGAUAGGGGAGAGCAAGGUGGUGGUGGCGAUAAUGGUAGAUUUGAUGAGGUUCGGGUCGGAGAAAGGGAAGGAGAACGCGAUUGCGGUGCUGAUGGGAUUGUGUAAGGAUGGGGGAGCGGAGAUGGGGAGAAGGUUGCUGAUGAAUGCGAGGAGCGUGCCGUCGCUGCAGAGUUUGGCGGCUAGUGGAUCCAUGAGAGCGAGGAGGAAGGCGAAUGCGCUGCUGAGAUUGCUUAAUAGGUGCUUCUCCCAGUCUAAUUCCGCUCCGGCGUGAUGAAGAUGAUGGUCAGUUUUGUCAA